This is a messenger RNA of Stylophora pistillata, 3978 nucleotides long. Its product is annotated as cartilage oligomeric matrix protein. NCBI's taxonomy places the organism in Eukaryota, Metazoa, Cnidaria, Anthozoa, Scleractinia, Pocilloporidae. The record is from RefSeq and is a predicted model, not a curated record. Gene Ontology annotation, molecular function: calcium ion binding. Gene Ontology annotation, biological process: cell adhesion. Gene Ontology annotation, cellular component: extracellular region.
CGCACGUAAAUCGAAGUCGUGUAAUCGAGACAGGGAAACAGUGGUCUCGCUCUCCUUUAUCAAGCUGGAAAUUAAGGUUUUGGUGUCACCAGAGCAUUCGCGUCGCAUUUGUAUCUUUGUAUCUCAAACUUACGUCAGCUCUGAAGACUCUGAAGCCGCUCUAAUUGAUCAGUAAGGAUGUUCUCUAUUCACCUUCUAUUAUGUUGUGUAUUUGCAACGGUCUUGUUGACUCGCCUGACUCCGGCGACGGCGGCGGAGAUAGACCUAUUUGAGGUUUUUGGUAUCAAUUCCAACACGGAAGGCAUAAAACAGGUCCAGGGCCUUACUCAAGAGACUGGUGAUGCUUUUAAGAUCGGAAAACACUUUCCAAGAAUGGAAUUGUCAAGCCAAGGUUUAGACACAAUCAGACGUAUGUUGAUGAAAUACAGACAAAUUUUCGUCGUCGCAAACUUGAGGGUCAAAGAUUUUUCUCACGGAACACUCUUCUCGAUGGAGUCCAAGAUCACAGGGAAAACUCUACUAUCCGUCUGGAUAAGUUGUUAUCGGACUUGUCGGCUGGGCAUCACCUACCAAACAUCAGAGUUAAAAAUCCGGGAAGCUUCAUUUCACCGUAUCGGAGCGUUAUCUGAUGGUAAAUGGCAUAAAAUCGCGCUGCACAUUUUCCCGCACAGUCAUCCCAAGAAAACAUCUGCCGAUCUGUACGUGGAUUGCAAGAUGCUGAGUCGAAGGAAGUUGUUAACGGAGAUAGAGGAUCUUGUCCCAUCUUCCCCAAAAAUAUCUCAAGAUAUCGUGUUCCUAUUUGGGAGGAGAAGUGGAAAGAUAGACAGUGCAACGCUGAUUUGGAAGGGAAGCCUUCAAAACGUCAAGUUUGUGUUUAACAAGCAAGUGGAAGAGUUGAUGAACAGUACAACUUGUCCGUCUCCCAGUCCAUCCGAUUUGCAAGAGGAUGAAGGAGAAGUCUUUUCUGCUGGUUCUCUUCACUCACCGCAGAUUAGAGGCCAGACUAGGACGGCAUCGGUGGCAGUCCCUGGAGUUCCUUCUUUGCAGUAUUCCACUCAAGAUUUGAUGAUGGUCCUUGUUAACAUGCAGAAAGAGGCACAAAGACGAGAAGAGAGUCUUCAGAAAUCUCUGCUGGAUGUGAAGGAGAGAUUGCAGUCCCAGUCUGACGACCUGACGUCUAUUAAGAAAACUCUUGAAAACGGUGUUUGCUCCAGCAGGGCUUUCUCUCCAGGAAGGGGAAAUGAAGACAAGUGUUCCCUGAAGCCUUGUUUCCCGUUUGUCGAAUGUGUGAACACGCCUGAUGACGGGCUCGGGUUCAAGUGUGGCGAGUGUCCGCCAGGAUACGCUGGGAACGGAAUGAGGUGUGAUGACGUUGAUGAGUGUUUGUAUUCACCCUGUUCACCGCAUGCGACUUGCACCAAUCUCCAGCCGGGCUUUGAGUGCAGUGCGUGCCCUAAAGGAUUUCUGGGUAAUUCUACCGUGGGCAUCGGCAGAGACUUUGCUGAACAUAUCAAACAGCUUUGUCACGACGUAGAUGAAUGCAAUGACGGAAGAAAUGGUGGUUGCUCCGUUUUUUCCAAAUGCAUUAAUACUCAGGGGAGCUUUUCUUGUGGUGCCUGUCGAGAUGGAUAUGUCGGAGAUCCUUACAGUGAAUGUGUUCGCGUCCAGUUUUGUUCUGGUGAUCCCAAAACAAAUCCUUGCGGCAAAGGAGCGGAAUGUAUACCAACAAAGAAAGGCGCAGCUUAUGAGUGCAGGUGUAAGCCAGGCCUGGCUGGGAAUGGAUUCGUGUGUGAUGUUGACCAGGAUAUGGACGGAGUCCCGGAUGAGGAGUUGAACUGUACUGGAGAUCCUCGCUGUGCGAAGGACAACUGUAAAAAUGUCCCAAAUUCUGGACAAGAAGACGUGAACAAAAAUGGCCGAGGAGAUAUGUGUGAACAGGACGUGGAUGGUGACAGAUUGUCAGAUUUCAGGGACAACUGCCCGCUUGUUUUCAACAAAAAUCAGAGAGACUCAGAUCGUGACCGGAUCGGGAACGAUUGUGAUAACUGUCCUGACAUUCCUAACCGUGAACAAAACGACGCAGAUGGCGAUGGGAUAGGGGAUGCUUGUGACCCUGACAUAGAUGGAGAUGGCCUCAGAAAUGUCUUCGAUAAUUGUCCUCUGGUUCCAAACAGAAAGCAAACAAACAAGGACGGCGAUGCCUUUGGAGAUGCUUGUGAUAACUGCCCCUUCACAGCCAAUAGUAAUCAAAAUGACAAAGAUAAUGACGGCUGGGGAGAUGCUUGCGACGUGGAUCGAGAUUACGACAACGAUGGAAUAGAAGACAGGUUUGACAAUUGUUUGAGUCAAGAAAAUCCAGAUCAACUGGAUACUGAUCAGGAUGGAAAUGGUGAUCCAUGCGAUAGCGAUGACGAUGGAGAUGGUGUUCCCGAUUACAGGGACAAUUGUCGACUGCUGUUUAAUGUCGAUCAAAAGCAAACCAAAAGUGAUACAUACGGCGAUGCUUGUAUUGAAGACUUCGACGGUGAUGGUGUGCAGGAUAAAGAAGAUGCUUGUCCUGCCAAUCCCAGCAUAACGCGAACAGACUUCAUUUUGUACCACACGUUGGCUAUUGACCCUGCUGGCACCAAACAAGAAAGGCCCCUCUGGAAAGUCAACAAAAAAGGCAAUGAAAUACAGCAAGUUGUGAACAGUAUCGCUACAAUGCUCAUUGGAAAGCAAAUAUUCCGUGAUGUGGAAUACAGUGGAACGUUCUUUGUGAACACGGAAUCUGACGACGACAUCAUAGGCAUUGUCUUUGGAUACCAAAGUCCCAAAAAAUUCUUUGUGGCCUCAUGGAAACAGAAGAGACAAGUCUACUGGGACACCAAACCGAUCAGAGCGAGGGCAGAGUCAGCUGUCAACAUCAAGAAAAUUAACUCAAUAAGUGGUCCAUCGAUCAUGCUUCGGAAUGUUCUUUGGCACACGGGAAACGUCACGCAUGAGGCAACUCUUCUAUGGAAAGAUCGACAGAACGGUCACGGCUGGCGUGAUAAGACAGCUUAUCGAUGGCAACUGGUUUAUCUACCAUCGAAAAGUACCAUGAGGCUGAAAAUUUGGAAAAAGUACAACAAAUUAAUGAUAGAUAGCGGUGUAAUAAAAGAUCCUGAUAUUCGUGGAGGAAAACUCGGCGUGAUGUGCUUUUCACAAGAGAAAAUCAUCUGGUCAGCGAUAUCUACACGUUGUCUAGAUCCGCUUGAUUAAAAGAAAUCUUACCUGCUGGGAUCAAUAAAACCUCUGGGAAUAAAAUCCUCGGAGAGGACUUCAUUGUACAAAUAUAUUUUGACAGAGUUAAAUUUAUUGUUAUGAAGAAAGUAGCUGUUGCCGUGGACCUGUUGCAAUAAUUCAUCAAGUGUCAACUAUGAUGCGUCAUUGGACGAGGCCAUGGCAAGGCAAUAGUGAUCACAUGGGAACUUUGCCCUCAAGUUCUAGCAUUCAACGGGUGUUCACGCGAUAGUUCACACGAUCAUAGGCAGUGGAGCUCUGGGUUAAAAAUUCGCGCGAGUAACGAGAGAGGCCUCGUUUCAGGGUUAGAAAUUCACCCGAGUAGCGAGGAAGAAAGCCUCGUUAGUAUGAAGCCACUAUAUCAAUUCGAAUGAUAAGUGUUCUGGUACAGUUGGCUUAUAACCGUCUUAAAAUAUUGAGUUAGGCUCGAUUAAGCCACAGAACAAUUAUUAGGUAUUACAACGACUAGUUGUUUUUUUUCCUUUUUUUUUUUUUUUAGCAAACUAGAAUAAUCCAUCACGUAAUGGUAGAGUAGGAAAAUGUACCUCUUCCACACAUGGAUGUGUAUAUAAAUGCAACAGAGAAAGUUAGACAGUUUUAGCUCCUGCUUCGCCUCGAGCAUGUUUAUGAACUGCUAUUUCCGGAAAGAGAUAUAUCUUGAGAAUUCUUGGACGGAGUAAAUUAAACAUUUAAACCGCUCAUUCUUUCCCCUGA